CUCUAACCGUUUUCAGAAAAUAAGAAAGUUAAAGUAUAAAAAUGAUCAUGUUCCAUUGAGUGACUUAAAAUACAUUAAGUUAGUUAGCUCAAGAAUGACUGAUUCUCCAGUUUCAGGGAGGUCCCGCUCCGGAACAGCUGAUUCCCCCAUGACAGGUCGGACUAGGUCAGGACCUACUGUGGUCCGACCUCAGCAGGUCACCGAGCAGUCCCUCAUGGAAUCCGUAGCAGGGUUUAUCAAUGAAGUCCAGUCGUACAACCAGCCUAGCACUGAUCCUAAAUCUCAGAUAAUCUGGGCCAGGUUCGAACACACGGAUAUCAAUGAUCCCAGCCUUUUCCCUCAAAACCAGGAUUUAAAUGGGAACUCUGUACCUCUACUCCUGGUUCUAGGAUAUUCCCAGGGUAUCCAGGUCUGGUGUAUCCAGGGUUCAGGAGAAGCGCAGCUCGUUCUAUCCUGGUUCCAUGGACAGGUUAAAUGUUUGAAGAUUCUUCCAACCCCUGAAGCAGUUAAUCCUUUCACUGAUCCCUUCUCCCCCUCCCGGCCUCUAGUUGCUAUCUGUGAUUCAUCAGGGGCCGGGCCUGCCUUUAUGUCGGUGUCCUUUAUAUCUUUGGCUACAGGAGAACAGGUUUCUUCUAUAAAGUUUAACAGUGAAAUCGUGGACAUACUCGCCAACAAACGGGUGGUAUGCGUUGCAUUUAGGGAGAAGGUUGCUGUAUUCUCUGCUUUAACCUUCAGAGAGAAGUUUACUCUUACAUCUUGCUACGCUAGUCCCGGAGUUCAUAGUAAUCCCCUAGCACUGCACUCCAGAUGGUUGGCGUUCUCUGAUAAAACGUUAUGCCAUGCAAGAAGAUCGUCUGGCGGUAUGGAGGGUGAUAUAUCCCAGUCCACUGUAACAGCCUGGGGUAUAAAUGUAGGAAGUAAGCUGGCCAGCGGGGUAGCCAAGGUCUGCUCAAAUAUAUUCUCGGGGUCAACCAAACCUGCUACUUCGCCAGAUUUAGUGGGAGACGGAGAGCGAGGAGUUAUAACUGUUCUUGAUACCAUGAGCUUAAGUGUGGGAGAGGAUGAGCUCGGAUAUGAUUUACAGAAUCAGAAACUAGAUGGCGUUGUAGCACACUUUGUAGCACAUAAUAAGGCCAUAGUAGCACUGGAAUUUGAUCCUAGUGGAAGCCUACUUCUAACCGCUGAUAAACCUGGAAACAGUUUUAAUUUAUUUAGGAUAGUUGCACACCCCCUGGGAUCUGCCUACGCCGCUGUCCACCAUCUUUACUCUCUCUACAGAGGAGAUACACCAGGCUCAGUACAAGAUAUCGCUUUCUCCGCGGACUCAAGAUGGGUGACGGUAUCUACCCUUCGCGGGACAACGCAUAUUUUCCCAAUUUCUCCCUACGGAGGUCCAGUUGGUGUUCGCACACAUACUUCACAUAGGGUAGUAAACAAGCUUUCCAGAUUCCAUCGAUCAGCUGGGCUAAAUGAAAACAUUCCUUCUACUUCCAGCGGCAGGAACUCUCCGAACCCUAACCUUGGUUCCUCCCCGGCUGCAAACAAGAGUUUUGAAUUCCCUGCUGGGAUGGGUGGUACCGGGUCCCUAGCAUACCCGUCACCUCACCUCCCUCCCUACCCUACACCUACUCUUAUACAACCCGUAGCUCAGCUCAGGCAACCCUAUAUAGUCACUAUCACUAAUAGUGUAACCAUCCCGGGAAAUAGAAAGAGUUUGGCGGGAAAAAAGAAUUCUGCUCCUGAAGAAAACCCUGUGCGCGUUGUCGCCGCGUUCGCGCCUUCACGCGCACGCAAUAUGACCGGACUCCAUCCUACAACAGUUUAUAGAAACACUCGCAAAGCGGCAGAUUCUUUGUUUGUGAUGGCAAACCAUGGUCAACUUCUGGAAUAUUCAUUAGAACCUGUACAUGAUCAGACAAUUCCCAGGGAUAAGGUUUGUGAGUCUAGUCCAAUCCAGCUCCAUGUGACAGCUUUUGGUCAGUGGAACCUCUUCAAACCUGUAGGAAAGGAGAGAAUUGAGGUUGCUCCCCCUCUGUCCUCUACCAAUCCUCUACUUCUCUGGCGGCCUCUAUUCUCCCCAGGAGAGGAUGAGGGUUGGAUGGAGGAUGAAGAGGAGGAGGAGGAGAGGUGGCUCAGCCAGGUUGAAAUCUUGACCCACAUUGGUCCAGCUCGAAGACUUUGGAUGGGACCUCAGUUCUCAUUCAGACCAUUCCAGAAGCCCGGUGAGGAAGAUGAGUUGAAAGAUCUUGAUGUAACUGUAGCCUGCAGACCUAAAUCAGAACCUAUGCAGAUGCCUGGUGGUGGUAUGCUGAACAAGAAACCGGUUUAUAUCGAGUGCGGUUCCGCGAACAGUUUUGAACUCUCACCGAGAUUUGCGAACGCGGCAGUCAGGGGGUCCCAGGAGCAGGUGCACCUAGACCUGGAGAAAGAGUUGAACGAGGCAAUGUCGGACACCGUCAGCACCAAGCUCUCAGGGGAGGGAGAUGGAAGACAUGAGGGGUUCUUCUCCAUCUCUACAGAGGAUGUAAGUAGGAGUAGGAGUGGGAGUACUGUAUCUCAUACUAGGAGUCGUCAUUCAUCAGCAAUACAUAGGGGUGUAGAGAUGGUAACAGCUGAAUCUAAAAUAUUCUCUGUUGCUGUUCAACCAGGGAAAUCACAGGAAACCCACAACUAUGUUUACAAGGAUAUGGAAAAUCAAAUGAUUGAUCGUCCCGUGGUGCUGGCUGCUGGCUCAGCAUUAAGGAAAGUAAAAGAGUAUGAUUCAAGUGAAGAAUAUUUUCCUGUAUACAGAGACCCCAGCCUUCUUGAAGAUAUUAUGCGCGAGGAAGUUCUGGAGCAAGAGCGCGCUAAAGCUGAGGAACGUGAUCCAACAAGGUUGCCAUCCUCGGAACCCCCAGAGCCACAAAAGCGCGGCAAGAGCGCAACUAAGGAUAGUUCUCCAGACAUCGAUAAUAGAGAAAGCGCGCCCAUGAAGCAAGAAGAUUUGAAGUCUGGGAACUCAAAGGGAUCAGAUGCUCCUCCUAGCAGAGGAAAAAGUGUCCCUAAGGAGGUCGAGGAGGUCUCUAGGACAAGAGAGGACAGUGUACCCAAGGAGGAGGAUUCUUUGAGUCUGGAACCAACCUCAGCAAAACUGCCGGUAGAAGAAAAUGUGAAAAGUAACGAAGAAGAGCCAAAAAAGAAGAACAAAAAGAAAAAAGGACGAGUCGUUGAACCCGCCGGGUUUAGCUCUGCCGACGAAACAAAAGAAGUGGAAACUAAGACAAGAAAGAAGAAAGGGAAGCAGAAGGAGGUUAAGGAGGAAAGUAAAGAGGUAGAAAUUGAAAAAGAACCAACGCCAAAGCCUGAAGUUGCUACGGUUGAGAAAGAUCCUUUCGAAGAUGAUUUUCCUCUGCUGGGAGGCAGGGAGAACAGGAAAAAGUCUCCUCCUAAGAAUCUAAUGGACGCCUCCAUCUCUGAGCCGAAAUACGACACAGAAAACGACAACGAAGACGACAGUGAACAGUUUUAUAUCCGUGAAAGAUCGUCUUCUGUUGACUCAGAACGGUUUGAGAAUGCUGUCAACCCAUACGCAGCAAAACCCCAGCAGUCUGCUUGGUUGAAUGGUAUGUUGAGACGAGGAACCUCUUUAAUAGAAACCCAAAUAGUUGGAGCUCUGCAGAAAUAUGAAGAUACGGACGAUAAAGGAUCUGAGGAUGAUGAGAUGCAUGAAUUCGAGAAGAAUACCGAGGAUACUGGAGAGCAUAGUCCUCAUCUACUAGAGGAGGAGGAGGAGGAGAUCAAGGAGGAUGUCAAGGACGAGGAAGAGAAGGAUACGGAGGAGGAUAUGAUCGUCACAGAGCAGAUUACAUCUAGGCUUACAGAAUUGUUACAGUUGGAUGAUGAAGAUGAGAAAAUCCGCGAAAAGGAAACCGCUGAGGAAGACGACUUUUUCCUUCCUGUAGCCUCCAAGAGGAACAAGAAGAAACAGAGAAACAUAAUGGAGGACAGUGCCACAGACUUUGAAGGAUGGAAGGAGGCUGAGUCUGGAGAAAACGAGGACGAGGAUUUCGCGGAGGCUAAACCUGAAACUAAGGAUGGUUGGAGCUUUGAGGUUGACGAGGUAGAGGUUGAUGUUGAAGUAAACAAGCUUCUCUCAAACUCAGAAAUUGAGAGAAGGAAAGCUCAGAGUGAGGAACGAACUCCGCUAGAAGAUGUUUUCAGAUUUGACAGUGAGAUGGUUGAGGAACAGGAAGGAGAAAUUCAUGGAAAAAUAAUCAAAGGAAAGCGUGUUAGUGUAGAAGAUCUUUCUGAUGCCCUCAGAGAUGAGACGGAUAGUGAGGCUGAAACAGGAGGAGUGAAGAGGUAUGAGACUAGUACUGAUGAUGAGAGUAUGAGCUGUGGAGAUAAACCUGCCCUUAGCUCCAGUUAUCCAGGAACUAGCAGUGCAAGCGAAGGAUCUACUACAAACUCUCCAAAUGUCCGAGCUACAAAGUCCAAGGGAAAGAAAAGCAAGAAGAAGAAACGAUAAAACUUUGAUUACCCAAAGGGGGUGACCCGGCUUAAUCGGAGACUAAGCCAAAUCAAUACAUUCAAUUAGUCUUUUUACAAGAACAAUUGAAUGUUAUGAAAUACAACAAAAUUUAACAAUGUAUGUAUAUGUAUGUUAAGUAGAUCAAAUCAAUAUUCAUUCUGUAAAUAUUAAAAGUUAUUUUUAAGAAUCCAAAAAUUUAGAAUAGACGAUUCCCGUCUCAUUCACUGUAAUUAUUUAUGAUUCCUAUAGUCAACGUUGAGAAAGCCGUGUUGUCAA
Messenger RNA from Eurytemora carolleeae, 4786 nucleotides. Its product is annotated as breast carcinoma-amplified sequence 3 homolog. The record is from RefSeq and is a predicted model, not a curated record. Gene Ontology annotation, biological process: response to starvation; autophagy. Gene Ontology annotation, cellular component: cytoplasm. Gene Ontology annotation, molecular function: protein binding. NCBI's taxonomy places the organism in Eukaryota, Metazoa, Arthropoda, Copepoda, Calanoida, Temoridae. The coding region runs from base 95 to 4507 and encodes 1470 amino acids. The transcript is spliced from 43 exons.